Molecule: messenger RNA, 2974 nt
Organism: Coregonus clupeaformis (lake whitefish)
Lineage: Eukaryota; Metazoa; Chordata; Actinopteri; Salmoniformes; Salmonidae
Product: lysine-specific demethylase 2B
Exons: 11
Coding region: 342-2690 (782 amino acids)
Biological process (GO): protein demethylation; regulation of transcription by RNA polymerase II
Molecular function (GO): protein binding; transcription coregulator activity; DNA binding
Source: RefSeq, a predicted model, not a curated record
UUGUAAGCUGUCUCUCAGUGUGCUAUUGGCUUGGUCGUGUUCAUUAGUGCAAUUAUUAAUUCAUUAUCCGAUUACUGGAUUUGAUAGGAGACAUGCAAUUGAGCAACCAUCUUUGACUGCCACCUAGUGGAGGGCAUAUCCUACAUUAUGACAAAUCAAUGGAGCCUGAGCAUGAAGGCCUAGAAAUCAUUUUCUGCCUGUUCCUGUGUGUGAAGAGAGGGAGAGGGGGGCGACUGAGAGCGAGCUGGCAACAGCAGAACAGAACAGCAGCCGGGCUGGAGGCUUCAGCCAUGUCAGUUUUCUAAACAACGCUGGACAGACGAUGAGAAGAGAGAGGAACCAUGGCCUUGUCACUGAGUGCAGACGAAGAGGAUUAUGAUUCAGAAUCUGAACAGCAACAUGCAGCCAACCGGCCAAAGCCCAAGAUGGGGACGUCAGCAGCGGUCAAGCUGCCGUCCAAUCGCAGUGCGUCUGGUGCCAGACGCAGGAGAACACGCUGCCGAAAGUGUGAGGCAUGCCUCCGAACCGAAUGUGGAGAAUGUCACUUCUGUAAAGACAUGAAGAAGUUUGGAGGACCAGGGCGCAUGAAACAGUCCUGUAUCAUGAGGCAGUGCAUUGCACCUGUCCUGCCCCACACGGCUGUGUGUGUUGUGUGUGGAGAGGCAGGUAAGGAGGACACACUGGAGGAAGAGGAGGACAAGUUCAACAUCAUGCUCAUGGAGUGCUCCAUCUGCAGUGAGAUUGUUCACCCCAACUGCUUAAAGGUAAAAGAUGCCUCUGGCGUGGUGAAUGAUGAACUUCCUAACUGUUGGGAAUGUCCCAAAUGCAACUACGCUGGGAAAACAGGAAAAGUCUGCAAGCAAAAAAGGGGACCAGGGUUCAAGUAUGCGUCCAACCUCCCUGGCUCUCUGCUGAGGGAGCAAAAGGCGGUCAAGGAGGAGGGCGAGUCCACCUCUACGUCUACAGCCAAGAGCAAGCCUGAGAGGGAUGAGACUCCCAGACACAGACCUGAGGAAUGGGAGCCCCUUCACAGACAACCCCCUGUCCUAUCCCCCAGCACCCUGCCUCGGCCCAGACCUGAGGACAAACUGAGGAAGAAGAGAAAGCUCUUCGAUGAUGACUAUGAAGAGGACUUUGGUGUGAGGAAGAAGGGAAAGUCAGAUGAACCUCUGUUCCCCAAACUCCUUCAUCAGAUCAAGAUGGAGGAGGAGGAUGAGGUGGAUGAGGAGGAGAAGGCCUCUCUGUACCGGCGAGGCCUGGAGAGGAGAGGGCGUUUAGGAGAUACCGAGGAGGAGGCAGAGGACAGGGAUGACGAGGACACAAAGACAAACCUGUCCAGGCCUCCUCUCAAAACUCCUGUUCUAGACAGUGAUCAGUCUCACUGCAGCUCUCCAUGGGCCGGCCCCAGCAGUGAGGGGGGCAGUGAACCCCAGGAGAAAGGCCCACGUCCCAAAGCGUGCCGCAAACGCCGAUUACCCAACAAGGAGCUGAGCAAAGAGCUGAGCAAAGCACUGAACCAGGAGAUCCAGAAGACUGAGGACUGCCUAGCCAAUGAGAACCGCCAGCCCCUGAAGGUGGAGCCAGAGAGUGAGAAUGAGGAGCCAAAGAGGGGCUUCCGCAACAGCAGUGACCAAGGAGGGGAGCGCCCCCACCUCUGGACCAAGGAAAUGAAUGGCACCCCCUGGGAGCUGCGCCACUUCUACCCCAGCCAGAUCACCCCUCUGGGCUUCAACAGGAGCUCCCCUGGCACCCGGCCCCUGCCCCCACACUCCCCACCCAAGUGUGUCCAAAUGGAGCGCCACGUCAUCCGGCCGCCACCCAUCAGCCCCCCACCAGACAGACUGCCCUUGGUGGAUGGGAAAACCCACACGGUGCAGCGAGAGGUCUGGAUGAAGAUCUUCGGACACGUCACACACAAGGAGCUGUGUAUCUGCAUGCGUGUCUGCAAGACAUGGAACAGAUGGUGCUGUGAUAAGAGACUGUGGACCAUAAUCGAUCUGAACCGCUGUAAAUCUAUCACUCCCCUGAUGCUGAGUGGCAUCAUCCGCAGACAGCCCCUCUCACUGGACCUCAGCUGGACCAACAUCUCCAAGAAGCAACUAAGCUGGCUUAUAAACCGCUUACCAGGUCUGCGGGUGUUGCUGCUCUCAGGUUGCUCGUGGGUGGCUGUAUCUGCCCUCUGCACCUCUAGCUGCCCUCUGCUGCGAACCCUCGAUGUGCAGUGGGUGGAGGGGCUCAAAGAUGCCCAGAUGAGGGACCUGCUCUCGCCUCCGACCGACAACAGACCAGGUCAGUUGGACAACCGUUGUAAGCUGAGGAACGUUGUGGACUUACGUCUGGCCGGACUGGACAUCACAGACGCCUCUCUGCGUCUGAUUAUCAGACAUAUGCCGGUACUUUCCCAACUGGACCUGAGCUACUGCAACCACGUCAAUGACCAGUCGGUCAACCUGCUGACGGCCGCAGGGACGACAACCAGAGACUCCCUCACAGAGAUCAACCUGUCAGUUUGUAAUAGGGUGACAGACCAUUCCCUUACCUUCUUCAAGCGCUGUGGAAGCAUCUGUCACAUUGACCUGCGCUACUGCAAACAGGUGACCAAGACGGCCUGUGAACAGUUCAUAGCAGAGAUGUCUGUAAGUGUACAGUUUGGCCUCAAAGAGGACAAAUUACUGCAGAAACUCGGCUAGUUCAUUGAGGGACACUGACACAGGCCAAAAUGUACACAGCAACAAAGAACUACCUUUUACACUAAAUGGAGCAAGACAAGGUUUCCCCCAUCAAGCCUGGACUGGUUGGUUUUGUAUGUUUAUUUCCUCUUCAUUGGAGAAUCUACUGUGUUAGAUUUCUGAACAAACAAUGUCACAUGAGUUGAUGAGAGAAGCAGAGGUGUGUAAAUGGACUGGGGAGAUUUUUGCAUCAAUGUCUUUCUGGAUGUUGCAGAAUCCUUGUACUGAUAAGGGGAAGAUGUAAA